Pistacia vera is the source of this 1131-nucleotide messenger RNA. Its product is annotated as 50S ribosomal protein L24-like. NCBI's taxonomy places the organism in Eukaryota, Viridiplantae, Streptophyta, Magnoliopsida, Sapindales, Anacardiaceae. Gene Ontology annotation, biological process: translation. Gene Ontology annotation, molecular function: RNA binding; structural constituent of ribosome. The coding region runs from base 132 to 611 and encodes 159 amino acids. The record is from RefSeq and is a predicted model, not a curated record. Gene Ontology annotation, cellular component: ribosome; mitochondrion. The transcript is spliced from 6 exons.
GUUGUAUUCGCGGUAUAACGCAAAAACCCUAAACCCGAUAAGCUGAGAGAACUCAGAUCACUGACUGUGCAAGCUAAGAACUUUCACGGAGGUUUGUUUUAAAAGAGUAUUGAUCACUUGCUUGGAUUGUAAUGGGUUGGAAAGCUGCUGAGAAACUCAUUAGGCACUGGAAAAUACUCAGAGGAGAUAAUGUUAUGAUAAUCAGGGGAAAGGAUAAAGGAGAGACUGGUACUGUUAAGCGUGUCGUUAGAUCUCAAAAUCGUGUUAUUGUUGAAGGGAAAAAUCUGGUGAAAAAGCAUAUCAAGGGAGGAGAAGUUCACGCAGGUGGGAUCUUUACAGUUGAAGCCCCACUUCAUGUCUCAAACGUUCAAGUUCUCGACCCAGUCACAGGGAAGCCCUGUAAGGUUGGAAGUAGAUAUCUAGAAGAUGGAACUAAAGUAAGAGUAGCUAGAGGUAUAGGAGCAUCUGGUUCAAUAAUUCCUCGUCCUGAGAUUCUAAAGAUAAGGACAUCACCAAGACCUAUAGUUGCUGGUCCAAAAGAUACUCCAAUGGAUCUUGUGCUGGAUAAGACAUACGAUGCUAAAACUGGAAAGGGCAUGCCUGACCUUUGAAACGCCUUGUUGAGUUUCUUGAGACAUAAAAUGUGUUAAUCAAAGCUGUUGAGAAAAUAUGGGUGCAUUAGAGUCCUAAGUAUGCCCAGGACAAAUUAUAAUCUCGCACCUGCAUCCUAGAUGUAUUCUGUUUGGCACAUUUUGCAAGUGAAUGCCUAGAAAUUGAUUGGAUUUUGCAGGUUUAAUAUGUUUCGGUUAGCCUUUCAAUCAUCAGAAUAUGCACAAACUUUGCAGUGACUGCCAUAUUUUCAUGAACAAUGGAUCAGCUACACACGGACAGAAACAUAUUUCUGGCUGAUGUUCUCUAAAAUAGGAUUAGACAGGAUUGAUUUGUAAUUAUAUUUAGAUGCAUGAUCUGGUGUUUUAUCUUAUCUCCGUUGUCUAAUCUUCAUAAAAGUUGGACAAUUGUUUUCGCCUUGUUCGUGCUUCUGAGGAAUACCUGAUUAUAACUAUUACUUUCAAGUCUUCAAAGGAGCUAAAUAAUCCAGAACUGGAAGUAUCAAAUCUCAAGUUCAACCAA